GCGGACGCCCCGUCUAGCUGGCGGAACGAGCGAUGGCGGCGGAGCGGGUGGGGAGGCGCUUGGGGCGCGCGUCGCCGGCCCGUUCUGCCGGCCUCUCUCCCGGAGGGAACCGCACAGAAGGGGCCUCCAGCCCAGGCAUCCAGAGGCGCCAAGCGCGGGUCACUGUUAAGUAUAACCGACGGGAACUGCAGCGGCGCCUUGACACGGAAAAGUGGAUUGAUGGCCGCCUGGAGGAGCUGUACCGAGGACGGGAAGAUGAGAUGCCAGAUGAAGUCAAUAUUGAUGAUCUCCUGGAGAUGGACACAGAUGAAGAGAGGGCCAAGAAAUUACAGGGCAUCUUGGAGUCAUGCCACAACAACACAGAGGACUUUACCAGAGAGCUGCUGGAGAAGCUGAGAGGCCUCCGAACAGAACACGUCCUCCGCCGGACAAGUCCCAGCAGCCAGAGGAACAUGGAGGAGGGUGUCGAAGCGGCUGUGAAGCGGCUGUGAAGCUGGGCAGCUGCGGAGGGCUGAGCUGCUGGAAGAAUUUGCUGCCUCCACUAGCUUGGACUGGUUCCACUGUCUGCAGGGCACUGGCUUCAGCCGCCUCUGCCCCCAGCCACCCCUGUCCAGCCAUGCCCUGGCCUGACUUUAACAAUAUUCUUAAGGCUCCCUCCCCUCUGGGUAAAUCUCUGUACAGUGGAUGACAGCCUUUGCUGUGGUCCCCUCCCCUCCUAUAAUAAAGUGCUCUCUCCCCCA
Messenger RNA from Python bivittatus (Burmese python), 740 nucleotides. Its product is annotated as protein phosphatase 1 regulatory subunit 14A-like. The record is from RefSeq and is a predicted model, not a curated record. Gene Ontology annotation, molecular function: protein serine/threonine phosphatase inhibitor activity. Lineage: Eukaryota; Metazoa; Chordata; Lepidosauria; Squamata; Pythonidae. Gene Ontology annotation, biological process: regulation of phosphorylation. Gene Ontology annotation, cellular component: cytoplasm.